Messenger RNA from Camelus dromedarius (Arabian camel), 1295 nucleotides. RefSeq names its product translocase of inner mitochondrial membrane 8A (gene TIMM8A). The record is from RefSeq and is a predicted model, not a curated record. Lineage: Eukaryota; Metazoa; Chordata; Mammalia; Artiodactyla; Camelidae. The transcript has 2 exons. Bases 99 to 392 code for a protein of 97 amino acids.
CCGGAGGCAGCGGGUUGUGGUUCCGGUUCCGCCGCGGAGACACGUGAAGGUCGGUGAGUUGGUCCGGAGUUCGUCUCGGCACGCGUGGCCGCGCUGGGAUGGAUUCCUCCUCCUCUUCCUCCGCGACGGGUUUGGGCUCGGUCGACCCGCAGUUGCAGCAUUUCAUAGAAGUGGAGACUCAGAAGCAGCGCUUCCAGCAGCUGGUGCACCAGAUGACGGAACUUUGUUGGGAAAAGUGCAUGGACAAGCCUGGGCCAAAGUUGGACAGUCGGGCUGAGGCCUGUUUUGUGAACUGCGUUGAGCGCUUCAUUGAUACAAGCCAGUUCAUCUUGAAUCGACUGGAACAGACCCAGAAAUCCAAGCCAGUCUUCUCAGAAAGCCUUUCUGACUGAUCUCAGCAUUACCUUUUUGGAAAAGGAAGGUAGUUCAAGAAAUGAAGAGCCGUUGAUGUGAUGGUUGAAGAAAAGUCUUUGGGGAAAUUGGCUCCCACCUUUGUCACUCUUGGGACAUCCUGUCAUCUGAGAAUGAACAAAGACCAAUUUUUGUGUGUGUGGGAUUUGAGGGUCAAAUAUGUUUUGGGUUGUGUUUUUUAAUGCUAAUCAUGUGAAAACAAUUGACAGAUGAAUGGAAAACUCUACUAAAUGCAUAUAUCACUGUAUGUGGGAUGAUGCUUUUCUCAAAGUCCCACUAAUUGCUUCCUAUAAUUUUAAUAGUGGAACUGCUCUAUAGUUUGAUAGCGGGACCACAUAGGUAAAAAUCUAUGAUUUGCGUGGGUUCCUUUCAGAUUUCUGGGGAGAUUGAUAUACAUCUUUAGGUCUCAGAAAGGGCGGUAGUGGGGGAAGAGUAAUUUGGUACAUAACUGUAGGCCUCCUUAUCUAGUGUUUGACUAUCAGUGCUGGAAAAAGAUGUAUGGAAUAUUCAUACAGUACAUUUCAGCUUUCUAGAUUAUCUCCCUCCCUUAUACUGUGAUUUACUUGAAUAUCUAUAUCAAGUAUGGUCUUGAGGUAGUACAGGUAGCCUGAGAGUCUAGAGGCCUUUAGUUAAAGGAAUCUAGCCAGUGAACGUAAUUCUCAUACUAAACUGCCACAAGGAAGAAGUUAACUUACCCUGUAUAUCAGGGUCCAUCCAAAAUAAUUCAAAGAUGUGCCUAAAUGAAUAAAUAAGUUAUAAAGAUUUAGGCCUGUCAAAAACUAACAGCAAUUUCAGGUAGAGGUGCAUGCCUAAUGUACAUCAGUAUAGAUUCCAUUUACUGCAUUCUUUUAAUCACUGAAAUAAAUGCUUCUACAAGAUUGAAA